CCUUUGGGUAGCUGAUUACAAAAUCACGUUAAAUGAGUUUAAAAUCUAGGAAAACUUCAAGCAUUUCCUUACAUGCAUUGACAAGGGUCAGUUCAGAGUAUUUCUGUUUUUGAGUGCAUUCAAGCAUCCAACUAUUGUGCGAGAGGAAGGCACUCAAUGAUGCCUUCAGGCACCAAGAAGUCAAAACCUCAAAGUGCCAGACCUGCAACAAAGAGCAAAGGAAAGCGCUCCUCCAAGAAGAGGUCUGUCAGUGCCAAAUCCACAAAGACAAGUGUGGAUAUUCUGAGUCCAGCAGCCAUGGAGAACAUCUACUACAUCUCCCAUAAUGCAGUGGACUGCUUGGAGUUCAGAGGAUUUGGCUGGCCUGGGGCCACCAAGAAGAAAGAAAAAAAGGGCAAAAAACUAAAAAGCAAAAAAUGACAUGUAGAUUUGUGCCAAUUAAACCUUACUUAUAUAUGUAUGCAUUACUGUUCAAAAGUUUUAGAUUAGUAAUUAAGUUAAUUACUAAAGUAAAUUAUUUU
Molecule: messenger RNA, 521 nt
Organism: Rhinichthys klamathensis goyatoka
Lineage: Eukaryota; Metazoa; Chordata; Actinopteri; Cypriniformes; Leuciscidae
Product: small lysine-rich protein 1
Exons: 2
Coding region: 157-420 (87 amino acids)
Source: RefSeq, a predicted model, not a curated record